AUGCGCACAGUUUGUUUUUUACUAUUACUCUCAGCAGUUGCCAUUUCGGCAGACCUUGAAUCUGAUUUCAAGGAUAUUUUGCAACAAGUUUCCAAUGAAAAUCAUCAAGAAGGUGUGAAGGAAACACAUCAUCUGGCUUUGAAUUCGGAUCCAGCGCAAAACACCAAACUCAAUGGAAAAUUUCGCAAUGAUCUUUCAUUUCCCCAGAACUUUAAUCUACUGAACUUUAUCCAAGAAGUAAUGCAACUAAGUGAUGUCAAGAAAAUUAUUGAUUUUCUCAAACAAUGGGGUUUUGAUAUGAAUAUAGUGAUUUCACGUUUGGCAAAUUAUGCCAUGAACAAUCCUAACAUCUUUAAUAACAUCCAACGGUUGUCCAGUGAAAUACCAUCGCACGAUAUUACACAAAUAAUUCAAGAGAAAAUCCAAACAAGUCCGGAAUUUGCUAAAUUUGCUACAGCUGUUAAUAAUCCCAAGUUAAAGGGACUACUUUAUAAUGUUGUGAAUUCAAAGGAACUACAAGGACAGGUCCAGGGUGUUGAUGUGAGGAGACUUUUCGGAUCAUUAAGGCCAUUUGUUUCGGGUUUUAUUAAAGCCUCCAAUAAUAACCACAGACAAAUUAUUUACUAA
Eupeodes corollae is the source of this 627-nucleotide messenger RNA. RefSeq lists its product as uncharacterized. The record is from RefSeq and is a predicted model, not a curated record. Lineage: Eukaryota; Metazoa; Arthropoda; Insecta; Diptera; Syrphidae. The transcript has a single exon. Bases 1 to 627 code for a protein of 208 amino acids.